UUUUGUUCAAAUAUCCUCAGCAAGCAAAAGGAUGGAAGAGUGUUCCUUCAUUUUCGGAAUCACAUGUUCUCUCAGUUCGAAAAGGAUACUACGUGGAACUAAACUUUACCAUGCGUAGCCAUUACAAAUCUCCUUGUCAAUGGGAUGAGUAUCUUGAGAUCCGUGAUGGCAAUAAUCAGGCAGCCAACGUUCUUGGUGUAUUCUGUGGAGAUUACAAAACUGCUGUAGUGCGAUCCAGUGGGCGAUACCUGUGGUUAAGAUUUUUCCCUCGGAGAAUGUAUAAUUUGAGUGCACACUAUUCGGGAAAAUCCUUCAAUCAAACAGCCACACCCACCAUGACGCAAGUACCCAAGACACAGACUGUAAUUUUGAACAGAACCUCCCACCUGUGGUGCCCGGUGGAAGGUGCGCCAGCUCCAUACAUUGUGUGGAGAAAAAAUGGUGUUGUCGUUGAAAAUAGUACCAGUGUAAGAUAUCAGCUUGUACCGGAAGAAAAGAAUGUGAAUUACAGCUGUGAGGUACGAAGAGAUAAAGAGAUAUCAAAGAGGGAAAUCAGCCUCAACUUCGAAAAGUGCCCAGGCCCUUGUGAGUGCCACACUUUGAAGGGAACAUACAACCUGCUGCGUGUGAACUGUGAAGGAAAAGAAUUGAUGACGUUUCCGUGGAAAAUUCCUCUCCCCACAGUAACAUUGAACUUGAGUAACAACCAGCUGAAUGACUUGCCACAAGACAUUUUCAGCAACAAUACUCACCUGAGUUGGCUGUAAGCUGAGAUUAAACAAAUCUAUAAUGUGUACAUUUCACUUUAAAAGGUCAGCGAUAUCUUA
Pocillopora verrucosa is the source of this 827-nucleotide messenger RNA. The record is from RefSeq and is a predicted model, not a curated record. Lineage: Eukaryota; Metazoa; Cnidaria; Anthozoa; Scleractinia; Pocilloporidae.